GGAUGUGCAAGGAAGCCCUACGCCGCUGAAUACACUGGCACGGACGGACAGCAAGAGCUUUAAACUGAUCAGAAAUCUCUCACUUUUCAUUUUGCUCGCUUCCGGUUAACCGACUGAACAGAUUCAGACAGCAAACAGGUUCUCGAAAAAUGGUUCUCGGAAAAGCUUCGUUCACAGCUAUCGCGGCUUCGGCCAUGCUCGCCUCUACCGUUAAGGGUCACGGCUACAUGUCGGUGCCCAAGGUGGAGUUCACUUUCAACGGUGACACCACGCAAUACAUGGCUACCAUCGAGGCUAGCAGCUCAGGUUUCAGCGGCAACUUCGGCCAAUCCCCGACGGACAACACCGCCAACUUCAACAAGGGAUUCGCGGCCAGCAAGUACUCGUCGCUUAAGGAGUUCAUGACUGACAAGAUGGUGCUGGUGAGCAAGGACUUUACUAAGGAAUGCGGCUACACCAACCCGGACGAGACCCCGCAGCCUGUGCCCGAGACGUACGUCGAGUGGAGUCACGGCAGCGGCGAGGGCUUCACGGCUUCCCACGAGGGUCCGUGCGAGGUCUGGUGCGAUGACACGCGCGUGUUCCAGGACGACAACUGCCCCAAGAACUUCCCCACUGCUCCGGCCAAGCUGCCAUACGACCACGACGCGUGCCUCGGUUCCUCGCGUCUGUCCAUCUACUGGAUCGCGUUGCACUCGCCUUCGUGGCAGGUGUACAUCAACUGCGCUGCUCUUGAGAAGACCACGUCUACGGGUGCCAAGUCCAAGUUUGCAGUCGGUGGUAGCAGCGGCGGUGCCGGAAACUCGACCACGCCUGCCACGGACUCGUCGUCGAGCGAACAGACCACCGAUUCUUCCUCUUCAACCGAGCAGACUACCGAUGCCCCCACGGCACAGACUACGGACGCUCCCACUUCCACUGAGGCUCCUUCUACGCCUUCGUCGCCUGCUACCGAUGCUCCAUCUACGCCUUCAUCUCCCGCUACAGACGCCCCUGCACCUACUGAGGCCCCCGCCACGGAGUCUCCGGUGGUCACCCCGGCAGCCGACACCGGCGCCAGCCAGACCAGCGACACGAGCAAGUGCAGUGUCCGCCGCCGCCGUCGUAACUAGAGACAACGAUAGAUUCUUGGCGUCCAUGUGUGUAUAGCGUCUUUGUGUAGUCUUCAACCAUUCAUAGAGUUUGAAGUCAUGUACAACACCAGGUUUCGUGAUAAGAGUUUGUGCCGAGAUCGUCGGAACGAGUUAAUAAAUGGGUGUAAAGUGAUA
Messenger RNA from Phytophthora nicotianae INRA-310, 1268 nucleotides. RefSeq lists its product as hypothetical. The transcript has a single exon. The record is from RefSeq and is a predicted model, not a curated record. The coding region runs from base 150 to 1112 and encodes 320 amino acids. NCBI's taxonomy places the organism in Eukaryota, Oomycota, Peronosporomycetes, Peronosporales, Peronosporaceae.